Caenorhabditis auriculariae is the source of this 7198-nucleotide messenger RNA. Lineage: Eukaryota; Metazoa; Nematoda; Chromadorea; Rhabditida; Rhabditidae. The record is from the annotation of a GenBank genome assembly.
AUGACUUCAAAAAGACCAAUUCGUCAGCGGCGGUUUUCUCCACCUUGCCUUCCCCUUAAUUCAGAAAGUUCAGGUGAGUGAUUCUUAAUUUACAUUCAAAUUUUUUUGUGGUGUUACCAGCUAUGUACAGGCUUUCAGAAUUGCAAUUAGUUUCGGUUUUUUUUCUGCAAAACACCAGUAGCUUUUUCUUUUGGUAAAUUGGUCUCAAAAGCUCGAAAGGUUAGAACGAUGCCUGUGAAUUUUUUUUCAUAAUGGGAAAUUUUCGUUCGAAAGUUCAGCUCUUUUUCAAAACUUAAUUUUUGGUAUUUUAAUUUUUUCUACAGUUUUAGAGGCACAGGAAUUGUUGGAAAAAGAGAGGCGGCAAAAAUGGCGCAAAAAGACAAGAGAAAAAAAAACCUUACCCUAAAAGGAACAUUUCUAUGGACCCUUCCGACUUUGCCUUUGUAAGAAAACGUCAAAAGAAACUUGAAAGAAAGCAAAACUGAGAACUUAUGUCGUGUUAAAAAAAUUUCCGCGAAAUGCAGAACGGUCUCUGGCUCUACACAGUUUAGUUAUAUUUUUCUUUCUCUGACGGCUAUUUUGAAUUUUGCGGAGUCAUUUUGAACACCUCAAUAACUCGUUUGGAGAACUUUUUCAAUUAACGAAAAAGAUAUUUUACAAGUCCGCAAGUUGAAACUUUAUAUUUGGCUACAGAGAUGUCUGUAGAGGAUAGGUCGAACUACUUGGACUCGCGCGAAAAGUCGAUGCUCCGCAACACGUCUUCCAAUACCAUGAACACUUCGACGCGAAAUGGCAGCACUAUCAUCGGUUUGAACUUCAUUCGAUUCUUUUUAACAUAUUUAAAAGUUUAUCUUUCGAUUAGAAACACUGUUAGGAAUAAUCUUCAUUUUUUCAGCAGUCAUGGAGGGACGUGGAAAUCUUGAUGGUCGUCUCGGUUUGGCGCAACAGGAUGUACGCUAUCCUGAGAUCGAAUUUUGCGAGUUUGUCGACUCCCGCGAGUAUUCUCGCCUCAAGACCAUGAUCCAAGUAGCCGACGCUUAUGAGGUUUUUUUUCCUUUUUUUGAAAGUCUUGAUGAUCUCUCAGUCUUAGAAAGUUAGAUGCUCUCAUUUUGGCCAGUAGCACCCGCGGAUGCUACCGCCGAUCACCCCAAACGAAAUUUUAAGUCGCGCAUAGACCCUUUUAAGUUCGGCAGAACUACGCAAACGCCCAAUUCACGUGCCGAGCCUCCGUUUAGGCCCAGGGUAUCACCCGGCACGUUAAACAACACCGGGUAGUAGUGCCCGUUUUGCAAAAUUAUGACGUAUUAGCCCAACGGGUCCUACUGGCCAACAUUGAAGUUUCUAUCAAGAUGAAUGCCGUGUUCAAAGUUAUUUCCGCCAAAUGCAAAAUUAUUUAUCUUUUCCUUUCUCUAACGGCUAUUUUAAAUUUCGCGUAAUCACUUUUAACGCUGAAGUAGAGAUCAGAAAAAUUCCUGUCUUCUUUGAAUAAGAGAGACAGUGAGAUUCAAUCGAAUGUUAACAUGUUAAAGGUCGUUAUCCCUCAAGUAAUCGAAGAAAAAGGGUCGACAAAGCUUCUGGGCGAAGCGCUGACCGCCGCUUUUCCGGAUCUCAAAAUCACUGUGAUUCAUAUGAGGUUCUUCCUAUAUUAGAAAAAAUGUUAGGCUUGAAUUUUUGAGACAUUUCAAUAGCCGACGAGGAGUUGAGAUGGCACAAUUAUUGGCGAAUAAAGAAGUUUCAAGUUUCGAUGAAAGUUCUUUAGAAAAGUUUUCUUUGCAAUUGUGAUGGAAGAUGUUUUGUUGGAAGUUUCAGGUCACUUGCGAUGGCUGCAUUCAGCACGCUGACCAAGUACGUGCAGGAAACGCGAGUAGUGCACUUUCUGAAAGAAUCCCUGCGUAUUCGAGAUAUUCCAAUUGAAAAUACCUGCAUGAUCGGUCUCGAAUCGAAUCUUUUUGCUCAACUUUUCCUUUUAAGACUUCGCUUCUUGGGACAGUUUGGAGCUACUCGACUCGCAACAGCCUGCGGUAAAUUUUUAAAAGAACAUUGGUUUUUUCUCGGCAUUUGUUUCAAUUCGAAAAACAAAUUUUUGGAGUUUAAAAAAUCUUGGACAAACUUUCAAGAAUGCGGAAAAAAACUGGUUUACUUUUAGAGACGAACUGGCCGAAAAGAGCGCCGAAGUCUGCUUUCCGUCAUCAACCACACGCUUACGGUUUGAAUAAAAUAAGCUUUUGUGUUCUUUUUUAACUUUUGAAAAGUUAUAUAUCAUAUUGUCGGUUCUUAGGUGAACGGAGCUCGACUUCUUCGUUCCAAUCUACUGCAGCCAUCGGCAGACGUUCAGUUAAUUGAAGACAGGCUUGACGCCGUUGAACAACUUCGAUCUAUGCCUCAGGUUGGCCAAAAAAAAAAAAAAAAAAAAAAAUAACCAUUCGAAGAAAUGUGUAAGGUGCUGGAAAAACUGCGACUGCUGCUCUCCAGAGCCCAUGAGCUCGAUACGAUCAUGGCCAUGUGCAUUCAGUCGUCCUCCUCGUGGACCGUCCAAAGUUCCGAAGCCAACGUCAAUCAGGUCGGCUGGCGAAGCUUUGACUGGGAAAAUUUUUAGGGGUGACUAUAGAGGCUCGCCAAGGACUACUUGGAGAGGACACUAAAGUGGCCACUAAACCCACCUCUAAUGUGGCCUUUACUUUCCUUUUUAGUGGCCACUAGAGGUUUUAUAUUCAGCGGCCACAUCAGUAGUUUUUCAUCCAGUAUCCCUUUCACCCAGCAUUCCUUCUAGUAACUCUGAUAAUUAAAAAAAAAACAGAUUGGACCAGUUAUGGUGAUCCAUUGACCCCUAAAGUGGCCACUAAAAUUUUUAGUGGUCUAGUAGUAGCACUUAGACCUCUAUAGGGACAACUUCUUUUGAAUUCCUUAAAUGGCCACUAAUUAGACUAUUAUAGUGACCAAUAAAACGUCAAAACCCUAAAAUGGCUACUGAAAAUUUUCCCAGGAACUGAUUCUUUUUUUGGAAUCGUGAUUUGCCAGAACAAUUUUUGAAGUACCAAAUGAAUAUCCAAAAAGUAUCGAACUCCAAAAUUUUCUAGUUUCUAAGAAACAAGAGUUUGAAACCUGAAACUGUUAUGCUAUAUUUUCUGUAUAAUUAAAAAUACCAGAUCAUCAAACUGUUUCAAACGCUGCAAGUGCUUGACGCGAUCCGCGACGUCCUGGACAUCAAAGAAGUGACGUGUGUGAUAUUGAGAGCGAAAGUCAAGGCAAGCUCGUUGAACGGAAUUCACAAAAAAGAGAAAGAGUUUCAGUACCUGAGCGAUCCGAGAUUCAUCAAGAUGCUCAAUAUUCUGGAAACGCGAAUCGAACUCAAAAAGAUUUCUGGAAAAAAGAACUCGUUGGCUAUUCGCAACCUCACGUGCUUGGCUGUUAGGGUAUGAAAUUGUAAUAAGCCUUAAAAUGCUUGAAACUUGAAAAUUGGACUUUUUGAAUCGUUGAUCUUCUUUCCGAUUGUCUUUUUCAUGAGUAUUGGGUGGGAUAUCUCUUUUCCAGUCAUGCUUUUAUUGACUUUAAAUUUACGUUAACUUACUUCUCACUUUUUUCCCUUUCUGGCCAUGAUUCAAAAAGCUCCCACCUUUCUUAUGAAAAAAAAAUACCUUCAAAAAUUUUCUUUCGAAGCGUUUCAAGUGUUCAAAACGACAUUUUUGAUUCAAUAGAUUUUUAUAAUUUUUUUUUUCAAGGAAGGCGUCUCGGUCAAUUUGGAUGUGGCACGUAAGGCUUACACUGAGCUGAUAGCCAAGGUCGAUGAAGUUUGUAAGUUUUCACACACAACACGCUGUCUCCGUAAUUUUCAAAAACUACGAAUAAAAAAAAAUUAUUUUGUUUUCUAUUAAACCUCGUCCAGUAUGAAUUUCUCCUUUAUUUUUCAAUCAAAUUUUUCUUUAGUCAAAAUUUUAAAAAAUUGUUUGAGCCGAAGAACUGAAGAUUUACCUUCCGGACCAGCCGACGGCACGGAUUUCAUACUCAAACGUUCGACGAUUCCAUUACACUUUGGUCAACAAGGACAUCAGUUCCAUCAUAUUGCCCCCUGUUCGUUUCUAAACCGCAUUUUUGUAUCAAAAGUGUCUUUUUCAGUAUUUCACGGAUGUAAUCCGUCACCGAUCUUCCAUCACCUUCUCCUCGAGAGCCCUGACUAUCAUGAAUGGUUAUAGAGAAAAGGCAACACUUGGAAAUAAUUCUUACUUAAAGAUCGGAUCACUUGCGCUGUUUCGGAAGUUAUGCUGGCCAGCGACGUCGUCGUUUUUGAUCUUAUCGAAAUAGUUUGUUUUUUUUUUCUCUACGUCAAAGCUUUCAUUUGAUAAUGCUAGUUUUUGAAGGGUGCAGAAGAAAAAAGUUCUACAACGAUAUAUUGGGAGAUAUGCAUUUUAACUGUAACUUUUACACGCGAAUUUUAAUUUUUUGUAGAAAAGGACUAAAUGAUCCUAAAAGUUUUGUAGGCUUAUUUUUCUGCGCCCUUCCGGAAAUCUAAUUUUGCCUUUCCCGAAAUCAUUUUCACGAAUAACGCGUCAGUUUUGAAAUCGCUGAAAUUAAUUUUAACACGGCAUAAUAAUUUUUCAAGUUUGCGUCUUGGAAUUAAAAAUAUUAUCAUUGUUUUUUUAUUAUAGGUAAAGUCUUGUAGGAAAUUGCAAGCUCAUUUUUUUCUGAGUAAAUUUUUGAUGUUCAUAAAAAAGCUACCUGGAAGACGUUUUGAAAUUGGCCUUGUUUUUGAAAGCAAAUUAUUUUUAAGCUUCGAAAUUAACAGUCUCUUGAUUUGAGAACGUUAGUAGGUUUAAAAAAAGACGAAAAUUGAAAACCACAUUCAAAAAUUCGAGAAGUUAUCAGUUUUCUUCUUUUUCUUCUUUUUGACGUGUAAUGAAAGUUUGAACGUCUGUUCGUUUCUAUGAAGGACGAGUCGUAUUACGCUUAUUACGCUUUCACCUUAAUUUCAAAAAACUAAUUAGUUAGGGUCUGUACGAAAUUAGCAAAGUAGUGAAUCAACAAGAGUUUCAGACGCUUCUACAGUUUUUUUUUCGAAAUAGCGGUGAACUCGAGCUUUUGAAAGGUCUCGAUAAUUAAAAAAAAAAAAGUCCGAUCUUCAGAUAAGACCCUUGCUGCCAGUGCUUUACUACGCUAUGGACGCUCUCUCUACCAUUGACUUUCUCUACAGUAUCGCCACAUAUGCCAACCUCCGAAAUGCUGGUAUUGUUCAAUUUGAGGGUGCAGGAUGAAAGUUUCCUGGGCUUUGAAAAGGGAGGUCGUUUUACUUUGCGCUAUGAAAAUUUCUAAAAAUUCGUUAAAACUCUGAAUCUCUCAUAAACGCUACCUGCGCAAACUUCUUGAGAUAUUAUUUUUCAAAGUUGCGAAAUAUGAGUUUUCAGCCUAACUUUUUGAACUUCCUUAAAAAAUAGAAGCUGGCGUUGUUUGGGACUAUAAUGGAUCUUCAUUUAAUUCUUCCGAGGUUGUUUGAAAACAUUUGUAGAAAAUUUCAAGUCGCAAAGUAAAAUGACCUCUUUGUGAGGGUCUUUUUCUGUGUUAAACGCAAACUUUAAACAAUUAAUAAAUCAAAAACUAGAAGUUAGCGCAGGUAGACACUAUGUGAGGUCUACAUCUGGAAAUUCAGAAAAUUUGAGCGAAUUCGUAGAGAAAUUCAAACCGUAGAAUGAAAUCACCUGCAUACAAAACUGUAUUGAAAGCGUCACAUACUGCAGUUCGACCGCGCUUCGGAGACUGUUUCGCGGUGAGCCAAGGAAGGCAUCCGACUUUGGAUUGGGCAAAACAAGGCAACAUCGUCACAAACGACGCGGUUAUUCAAUGAUCUGAUAAUCGACCCAAAGAGACAAUUGCAGUGUCUGACGCGAGAAUGCCGGUUCGCCCUCAUUACUGGUCCGAAUAUGGUAUUCCGUCGAUUACCGAAUAUAAACUUUGACUUGAUUUGAGGCUGGAAAAUCGACGUAUCUGAAGCAAAUGGCUCAACUUUGUAUUCUGGGCCUGAGUGGUUGUCCGAUUCCCGCAGCCUCUGCUGUCCUUCCAGGUCCUUUCUGGGGCAGAGAGAUUAAUCUAGAAAAUUGAAUACAACUGAAUUAGAAAGCAGUUCGCGGUAUGAAUAGUCUGUUAGAGGUUUGAGCUACAGUACCGUCAAAAAAGAUAGGAAAAAACGGAGUUUCGCUCACAACUUCUGUAAGGAAUUUAAUCUUUCUGAAACUUUCGAGUUUUGAUGACUGAUAUUUUUAAAACUCUGGUGGAGUUUCAGUUCACAGGAAGAAAAUCGCAGCUUUAGAAACUAUCCGGGAGAUGGAAUUCCUCACAAAAAAGUUGUGAACAAAAUUUGCAUUUUUUCGUAUCUUUUCUGACGGUACUGUACGUGAAGCUAUAUAAAAAAGUUCGAAGCGCUCUUAAGAAAAAUUCAAAUUGAGAUUCGGUGUGCAUCUUUUUUUUUAAAUUAAUCAAACAAGAACAAUUUUCAGCGAGUAAUAAAUAGUGAAUCUUCUUUUUAUUUCUCAUAAAUCGACAAGUAGUAUUUAAAUCAUGCCCUUCUAGGCCAUCGAACAGUUUUUAAUAAGCAUAAUGGCACUUUUUAAAAAAUAUGAAACAUGACGCUUCAUGUUUACCCUAAAAAUGGAGAAUUUAAAAUUAGAAAACUUUGUUUAAUCAGAAUUUUAACAUCUUAGUCAUCGCAAAGAUGAAGAACCUGCAAUAACUUUUCUCUUUGUUUAGUCCUGAAGCGCAUAUUUUCGCGGAUCGGUCACAACGACUCGAUUCACCGAAACAAGUCGGCAUUCGCCAUGGAGAUGAGCGACGCGGCCAGCAUCAUGCACAACGCCGACGAGAGUUCGCUCGUCAUUCUCGACGAGCUUGCCAGAAGUCUGAACUCUCCUCAUCGACAUCCACAUUCUCUUAUUCUUUUGCUUCAGGCACCUCCACCGAAGAAGGAAUCGCUAUAUCUUAUGCCAUUUCGGAGAAAAUUAUCGCUUUGAAGGUGGUUUUAUUAUCAACUUGGUUUUUUUCAAUCUUUUUUAUAGCCGUUAAAAUAUGAUCUUCAAAGAAUCUUUCUUCAAUUCGCCCCUAUCUAGAAAAUUUUCAGUGCUUCACUUUUUUCGCAACGCAUUUUUUGGAUCUGGCCGUUCUCGAACAUCGUUAUACGGAAGUUGAAAAGUAUCGUCUUCAAAUUAUAUAUCCAUAA